Molecule: messenger RNA, 480 nt
Organism: Kwoniella shivajii
Lineage: Eukaryota; Fungi; Basidiomycota; Tremellomycetes; Tremellales; Cryptococcaceae
Product: ribosomal protein L13
Exons: 4
Coding region: 1-480 (159 amino acids)
Biological process (GO): negative regulation of translation; translation
Cellular component (GO): mitochondrial large ribosomal subunit; ribosome
Molecular function (GO): structural constituent of ribosome; mRNA binding
Source: RefSeq, a predicted model, not a curated record
AUGUCAGCGAACAAGGGAAAGACUGCUCUCGCUCUCACAAGGGUUUGGCACCAUACGUCAGCGGAAAACAGAGUUCUUGGUAAUCUUGCAAGUAGAAUAGCAUGGGCUUUGAUGGGAAAGCAUAAGCCAACAUAUGAUCCAGCAGUCGAUGCCGGUGAUUAUGUUGUGGUCUCAAACGCCGCUCAAGUGCAUUUGACAGGAAAAAAGGGCACAGAUAAGGUGUAUUAUUCGCAUACGGGAUAUAUGGGAGGUUUAAAGGCUGUACCAAUAACGAGGAUGAAGGAGAGACGGCCAGACGAGAUCAUACGGCGAGCGGUAUCAGGUAUGCUGCCCAAAAAUACAUUUCGUGACAGACGUCUGGAACGUCUAAAGAUCUUCGCUGGACCUGCGCCUGAGACAUACGUGAAUAACAGUCUGCAGACAUGGAGGGAUCAGGUGGGACAAGCGCAAGUGGAGAGCAAGUCUCAGCCUAUGGUAUAG